This is a messenger RNA of Parnassius mnemosyne (clouded apollo), 2751 nucleotides long. Lineage: Eukaryota; Metazoa; Arthropoda; Insecta; Lepidoptera; Papilionidae. The record is from the annotation of a GenBank genome assembly.
AUGAAGUUCAAUUACAAGUUCCAAAAUUUGUUGGGUACAGUUUAUAGAAGAGGUGAUAUAGUUUUUACAAAUGAUGGAAACUGUGUGAUCAGCCCUGUUGGUAAUAGGAUUACAAUUUACAAUUUAAAACAGAACAAAAGUAAUACAUUAUCAGUAGAGAGUCAUUUUAACUACACUGCUAUAGAUGUGUCACCAAGUGGCUCUGUUCUUUUAGCUGUUAAUGAAAAGGGUGAAGCUCAAAUGAUCAGUCUUCUGACAUGCACAGUAAUACACAGAUAUAAAUUUAAACAGCAAGUGAAUGCAGUCAAGUUUAGUCCAGACGGCAAAUAUUUUGCAGCAUGUUGUGAUGACACAGUGUUCAUAAUGACAGCUCCAAGUAACUUCACUGGGGAGUUUCGUUCUUUCAUCAUGAAGAGGGUCUAUAAAAAGGCGCAUGAUGAUGUUACAUGUCUAGACUGGUCCACCUGUUCGAAACUAUUAGCCGUAGGGUCUAAGGAUACCACAACAAAAAUAUAUACAGUGGACUAUUUAGAUAACGUGAAUAUGUAUUCUUUAAGUGGUCACACUGACAAAAUUGUUGGGGUUUUCUUUGAAAAGAAAAGUUUAGACCUUAUCACUGUUAGUAGGAAUGGACAAGUUUGUUUGUGGGAAGCGAGUAUAGAUUCAGAUGAUUUGGUUACGUCGGCAGUCCAAAUAUCCCAUAGGAAGAGAAGAAGGCUACAGAAAGAAGACGACAGUGAAGAUGACAUUGAGGAAAAGGAUGUGAUAGAAAAAGAAAAAGAUUAUGAGUCUGAUGAAGAAGAAAAACCAGUAAACGAAAAGAAAAUAGAUGAAGACAAAAGAUUGGCAUACAAGAAGUUGGGACGGCACUAUAUUGGUGAUGCUAUAAGAAAUGCCCAUCACAAAGUAAAACUCUCGGCUGCUCAAUAUCAUAAGGACACUAAGAUGUUAAUUACAGGGUUCUCGAAUGGACUGUUCUUUCUGCAUGAGAUGCCGGACGUAAAUCUGGUCCACACGCUGAGCGUCUCGGAGCACCGAAUCAGCAGCGUGGCAGUGUCACCGCAGGGAGACUGGAUCGCUUUUGGAUGCCCGCAGAUCGGACAGCUGCUUGUUUGGGAGUGGCAAAGUGAGCAAUAUGUAAUGAAGCAACAGGGUCAUUCGUUGGACAUGACCUGCCUCGCGUAUUCGCCCGACGGCCUGUACAUAGUUACGGGCGGGUACGACGGCAAAGUGAAGGUCUGGAACACAAGCUCCGGGUUCUGUUUCGUAACCUUCAACGAGCACAAGUCGACGGUCACCAGCAUCGUUUUCAGCGCCAACAAAAAGUUCUUCGUGUCGUCGUCGCUCGAUGGAACGGUUAGGUGUUACGAUCUUACGAGGUAUCGCAACUUCCGAACGCUAACUUCGCCCAGUCUAGUGCAGUUCAGUUGUGUGGCCUUGGACUCUAGCAGUGAAUUGUGUGCGGCGGGCGGCCAAGAUGUGUUUGAGAUAUUUAUAUGGUCGAUUAAAUUCGGAAAACUUUUGGAAGUACUAGGAGGCCAUGAAGCACCAGUAGCCAGUCUGUCCUUCAGUCCAACGUUGUCUAGUUCACGUCUGGCCUCGGCGGCCUGGGACAAAACCGUACGGCUUUGGAACUGUAUAGAGACCAGCUCCGACUGUGAGACCAUACAGUUGACCUCCGAUGCCCUCCAAGUAGCAUUCCGACCGGAUGGAGAAGAGAUUGCAGUGUCGACCCUGGACGGAAACAUUUCGUUUUUCAACUCCACAACCUGCGAACAGACCGGCAGCAUCGAGGGUCGCAACGAUCUGGGCGCCGGCAGGUCCGAUACGGACCUCAUAACCGCUGAAACUAAUCUUAAAACUAAGGCUUUCACUACGAUCUGCUACUCAGCAGAUGGCAGUUGUAUCCUUGGCGGGGGCAAUUCGAAACACGUCUGUCUGUACAGCGUGAAGGAGUCUGUGCUUAUAAAGAAGUUCGUCAUCACACAGAACCGAUCGCUUGACGCAGUUAAUGAUUUCAUCAACCGUCGUCUUCUGACUGAAUUCGGCAACAUGGCGCUCAUAGAGGAAAGAACGGAGUUAGAAGGCGGCGACGUCAGCAUUCGCCUGCCUGGAGUCAAGGCAGGAGAUAUGGCUGAUAGGAAAGUUAAACCAGAAGUACGUGUACACUGCAUACGGUUUUCUCCAACUGGCGAGAGUUUCGCUGUAGCAGCGACAGAGGGCCUCCUUGUGUACAGUCAGAAUGCCGGAAUCGAUGGAACGUUCAGACCUUAUCGAUUAGAGAGCGGUUCCACUCCGCACGCCGUGAAGAAGCUUCUAGAAGAAGGCUCGUGGGGUCCCGCGCUGAUAGGAGCCUUGCAAUUGAACGAGCACCAAGUUAUUCAAGAGUGCGUCGAGUCCGUCCCGCCAGCAGACAUCGAGUUAACAGUGGCCGGGUUGGAGGAAGAUUACGCAUCUCGUCUCGCGAAUUCGAUUGCGCGUCUUCUAGAAGACAGCCGGCAUCUCGAACAUCUCCUCCUGUGGGUUCGAAGUCUCGUGACGCAGAAAAAGAAGUUCCCGCCAAGCGUUCUGCUUGCUCUGGAGAAGGUCCUCACCGUCAAGUACUCGCAGCUGGGCAAAAUAUGCGAUUUCAACAAAUACACAAUACGUUGCAUAAAGUCCGUCGCGGAGUUCGCGCCAAAACAAGAAGACGUGGAAAUGGACAGCGACAACGAAUCAAGCGGCCGCGGUACUUUCUCCGACACAGAUUAG